AAAAGUUCCCUAUUUAAAGCCGGACCGGGCACCACUUGGACACAAUUCGUCCUGACCAUCUGCACGAGCACCUACCUUCGAGCAGCAUACCAACGGAACACCGUCGUCGUCGUCUUCGUUAGAUAACCACCGAUUUAUCAACCACCUAUAUCAACAUGAAGGUCUUGUGCAUUACAUUGCUUUUGGUCGCUGCGGCGUUCGCUGAAACCAAAGACCAGCCGAUGAAACGUAGCUACAACUUCGGAACAACCGCCUCGCCUCUGGGAUACGGAGCUGGUUUUGGAUACAAAUCUGGAUAUCAAUCAGCGUACCCAUCAUCUUAUUCAGCUUACUCAGGUGCAUACCCAGCUGCGUCUUACUCAUCUUACCCAGGCGCCUCCCAGGCCUCAUACUCAGCCUACUCUGCAGGUGCCUUCCCAGCAUCUUACUCAGCUAACUCUGCUGCCUUCCCGGCAUCUUACUCAGCUCACUCUGCUGCCUUCCCUGCAUCUUACUCCGCCAACUCCGCUGCCUUCCCGGCAUCUUACUCGACCUACUCGGCUGCAUCAUCCGCUGCCCUCCCAGCAUCUUACUCCGCUGCCCUCCCAGCAUCUUCUUACUCUGCUGCCCUCCCAGCAUCUUACUCCUCUGCCUACCCAGCAUCUUACUCCUCUGCCUACCCAGCAUCUUACUCCUCUGCAUACCCAGCAUCUUACUCCUCUGCCUACCCAGCAUCUUACUCCGCCCACUCCGCUGCCUACCCAGCAUCUUACUCGACUUACUCAGCUGCAUCCCCGGCUGCCUCCUUCUACAGUGCCUCUCCAGCAUCUUACUCUGCUCACUCCGCUGCCUACCCAGCAUCUUUAUCGACCUACUCAGCUGCAUCUCCAGCGUCUCUGUCGACCUACUCAGCUGCAUCUCCAGCCUCAUUAUACGGUGCCUACCCAGCAUCAUACUCUGGUGUCAACUCCGCAUCUUACGCUGCUGCAUUGCCAGCAUCUUACUCUGCUGCCGUCCCAUCGUCGUACUCUGCAUACUCUGGAGCAUCUCCUUUGGCAUACUCCACCAACUCUGCUGCUGCUCAAGUAUUGUCCCUGAACGAAAAAUCUUACGGAAGCAACGCUGGAUUCGUAUCAAGCACAGUUGCACCAAAGUCUGCAUCUUACGGCGCAACCGAAUACCUAGGAUCUCAGACUUUCAACAUCAACAAAUAGAUAACGAUAAAAUAUACUUAUGAAACGAAAAUAUAACAAUGCAAAUCAAUGAAUAACGUGUUUGGAAUAUAAAAUAAAUACCUACAUUUCUUUUAAAAUUA
This is a messenger RNA of Metopolophium dirhodum (rose-grain aphid), 1294 nucleotides long. Its product is annotated as adhesive plaque matrix protein-like. NCBI's taxonomy places the organism in Eukaryota, Metazoa, Arthropoda, Insecta, Hemiptera, Aphididae. The record is from RefSeq and is a predicted model, not a curated record. The coding region runs from base 156 to 1193 and encodes 345 amino acids. The transcript is spliced from 3 exons.